GCGGGGGAAGUGGCGGGGCGGAAUGGCUUCCCCUCCAGACGCCCACCCGCUGAAGCCAGCCCCCGCCAAACCUCUCACGGACCUGGACUUUCACUCUGGAGUGCGGAUCGAGGAGCUGCACCAACUCAUCCAAGAGUAUCACGCCAGGAGCCCCAACAUCCAAGACGGGCCGGAACUGCACUUGGCCAAGGACAUCGUCUUCUCUCUCUUAGGUGUGGUUCAGAACUCUGAUAAGAAGCUCCCGGCCGUCAACAGGUACCUGCUCCUCUCCGGAGGGGUCCAGCAGGGCACUGUUGAUGUGGACCUGGAUGUCCUACAGCACCUUUCCCUUGGAGGGGACUAUGAUGCAGACUUCACCCUCCUGGUGCCGAUUCUGAAUGCUGCCGGAGUCCCCGUCACCUUGGACAUGAAGGAGAGUCCGCCAGGCCACGCCCAGAUCAGCCUCCUGCCCUUCGACCCUGCCACACUCGGCCGCUGGUCAGACUGUUGCCUGGGAGACGAGGCCUACCUGUCUGCCGAGCUGGUCCCCGCCUGGUUCGCCCGCUCCUUCGCCGCCGCCGCCAAAGACACACGGGUUGAGCACCGUGGCUGCAUCACUUCGGUGGUCGUCCCUGUCGGACGCUGCCGAGUCCUCUGUGAUCUCGUCCCUGUCGUGGCCUUGAAGGGGUGGCCGGAAGUUGCCCACCCAUGGCUGACUCAGCCCCACUUCUGGGACGGGAAGCUGAAGGAUGAGGAAGUCUCCGGGGGUUUUUACUUGCUGCCUUCCGCCUCUGGGGCCAGCUGGCGCCUGGCCUUUUCGACCAGCGAGAUGCACCUGCGGAAGAUGCUGCCGCUGCCUUUGCUCCAGGCCUUUGGGGCGGCCACGGCCGUCCUAGGCCACCACCUCUCUGAAGGCCUGGGGCCUUAUCACCUCUUCACCUUGGUGCUCCGGGCCUGCGAGCGGCUGCCCGCCAGCUACCUGGGCCAAGAGGAGAACGCCGCCCACGCCUGGCUGGGCCUCCUGGAUGACCUCACCGCCUGCUUAGUCCACCGGCGCCUUCCUCACUACUUCCUCCCCAGGUGGAACCUUCUGGAAGGCCUUUCCCGUAGGACCGUGGAGUGUCUGGCCCAGGAACUGGCCAGGGUGAGGGCCAACCCUUCCAAAUACCUCCGCCGGGCUGUGGAAGGGGCCAAAGAAGCCAAGAGAUUAGCCAAAGCUUUUCAAAACCAGAACGCCUCCUCUGUUGCCUCGUAACUCCUCCAAAGGGCACGUGGUGCCUAGUGGCCAACGUAUCUCAGGAAGCGAGACCCAUCGUAUGGUCUUUGCGUCUUCCCCAGCCCCCCUUCCGCCCCAGGUUCCUCAACUGCCUUCCUGGCUCCUCCAGCAGAGGGAAAAUUGGGACGGGGAUUGGGGGGGGGGGGGCUUCUGGCUUUCUGCAGGCCCCAGAACACCUGGGCUCUUUACUGCUGUGGGAGGGAAGGGUCUAGUGUGCAGUGGGGGCCAGAUUCCAGCCCUGAGACCAUCUCUGGCCUUCUGGCGGCUUGGUGAGAGCCCCAAACCUCCAGAAUUGCCCCUCCCCCAGCUUGGUGAGAGCCCCAAACCUCCAGAAUUGCCCCUCCCCCAGCUUGGUGAGAGCCCCCCCCCCCCAGAAUUGCCACUCAGCUGCCCUUCUUGACCCCCAAGCCCACGAUGGGUCUCUGCCCUCAUCUGAGGGCUCCAAGUUGUCUUCAGGGGCGUCUCUUGAAAUGAGAGUGGAGACCAGUGGUAGCCCAGAGGUUGAGACAUGUGCUGCCCCCGUAAGGAGUGAGGGGUCUCCCAGCAGGGUGGGUUCUGGGCGUUCCCCCAACAACCACGAAUUGGGCCUUGCUUAACCCCUUUCCUGCCAAAUGUGGCACCCUCUGCUCGACAUCCGACAGCCUAGUUUGGAAUGCUCCAAAAUGCCAUGUUCUUCUGCUCCCUCAGCCUCUGACUGGGUUUUGCCAAACAGGACGUCUUCUGGGGUAUUUUUUUUAAUGUUGCUCGUGGCAACAUUCCCAACCAAAGAGUAAAUUUGGUCUCUGAGAAGGGAAGUUUAGGGGACGGUCAGCACAACACAACCUCUGCCGAAGGACCACCCUUGAAUUUUGCCACACUAAAUUGCCUUUUGACCCUCUGGAAGUAGCCGCCUUCUGUCAUCAGGAAUCCCGUAUAAACUAUGAAGGUAUCGAUGCAAUAAUGAUAGGUUGGAGAGGGUUUGACAGCAUUUAUAAAACAUUUGCGCUUGUAGGCUGUUUUUCUAAUUAAGAUUACUUUGGGGUGAAGGCAAAUUUAAAAACCAAUCUGGUAAUUAUUUUCAUACAGUGGUAAUGAGAUUUGGUGGGGGUGUUUUGUACCUUCUGCAGGAAAAUUAUAUUAAAUGGUGAUCUUGGAAUGCAAAGGAAUGAACUGUUUUUGGAGUUUGCCUGCUGGGGGAGGGGUGAAUGGCCGGCAAAGGGGUGAAGAAGCACUUCGUUAGACAGAUAAUGGAUAUUCUGUCUCUCCAGAGUCCUGUUUGAGGCAGCUGACAACUGAAACCAUAACACAGAACCCAACAUGAGGUGAAAACCAACCCAGGGCAUAAAAAGCAGGUUACAAUAAUCAGUAAACUGUCUCAAAUGUUAUCCAUACCAUAAGAACAUAAGAACUAGCCUGCUGGAUCAGACCAG
Sphaerodactylus townsendi is the source of this 2664-nucleotide messenger RNA. It is a transcript of the gene TMEM102, whose product is annotated as transmembrane protein 102. The transcript has 3 exons. NCBI's taxonomy places the organism in Eukaryota, Metazoa, Chordata, Lepidosauria, Squamata, Sphaerodactylidae. Bases 23 to 1234 code for a protein of 403 amino acids. The record is from RefSeq and is a predicted model, not a curated record.